CAGUAUAGAAGGAGACAGAUGGGGAAGAAGGGCAAGGCGGCGGCGAGGGAGCGCCGGGAGGAGCGGCGGCGGGAGGUCACGCUCCUCCGCGCCGUACCCUACGAGCCCCACCAGCGGUGGUGGGACGGCCUUGCGCCGGCCCGCGCCGUGGCGGUGGUGACGGGGGCCAGCCGCGGCAUCGGCUACGAGAUCUCCCGCCAGCUCGCGCGCCACGGCCUCCACGUCGUCCUCGCCUCGCGCGACGCCGCGCGGGGCCGGGACGCCGCGGAGAGGAUCCUCCGGGAGGCCGAGGAGGCGGGCGCGGAGUGGCGGCAGCUCGACGUGGCGGACGCCGCGUCGGUGGAGGCCUUCGCCGCCUGGACGGCGCGGACCCACGGCGGCAUCCAUAUCCUUGUUAACAAUGCAGGUGUAAACUUCAACAGAGGAGCAGAUAAUUCUGUUGAAUUUGCUGAGCAAGUUAUCCAGACAAAUUAUUUUGGUACAAAGCGCAUGAUUGAAGCCAUGCUACCAUUAUUGAAACCUUCUCCGUAUGGUGCCCGGAUAGUGAAUGUGAGCUCAAGGCUUGGUAGGGCUAAUGGCAGACGCAAUAAAAUCGGUGAUGCAAGCCUAAGAGAGCAACUAUUAAGUGACGAUUGUUUAUCUGAGGAAUUGAUUGAUGGGAUGGUCACCAAAUUCCUUGAACAAGUGAAGCAAAAUAGUUGGUCCUCCAUUGAGUGGCCUCAGAUGUACACGGACUAUUCCGUAUCAAAGCUUGCUGUUAAUGUGUAUACAAGACUCAUGGCAAGGAGGCUUUCUGACAGGUCUGAAGGCCAAAAGAUUUACAUUAACUGUUUCUGUCCUGGCUGGGUAAAGACUGCCAUGACUGAUUGGGAAGGGAACAUUUCAGCCGAAGAAGGUGCUGAUAGUGGAGUGUGGCUCGCCCUAUUAUCACAGGAACUAUGUACAGUUGGAAAGUUCUUUGCCGAGAGACGAGAGAUAAGCUUCUGAGGUGAUCAAUAUAUGGCUGGAAUGGUGGAUCUGCGAGUGUCAUGUUCAUGAAUAGCAAUCCAGAUGAUUGGCUGACUCCAGGCGGUCAAGGAGCAUCGGGUCUUCACAUUGAUGGAAGCCUCACUCUCUCUAAUUUUCUCAAUAGAUGAUGCCAUACAAAUGUCUCAUGGCCGUGAAUGAAGUGGCUGGAAACAGGGGAAUGUUCACCAGGAUCACCAGCCCAGAAGGGCAACAGGCAGGCAUGGCAAGCUGGACUGUUGCACUGAAUAAGUGAAUAUAUGAUUAGGCUGGAUCUCAAGCAGCUCCACUAUCAGAUCCUCACAUCAUCUUGCAUGUAGGGGUGGAUUCUUACAACCCUAUGGAUCGGCUCAAUUUACCGGUGAUGCAGACCAUCAAUAUGUUUGGGAACUGGUCAAAACUGCCUUGGGAAUUCCAGAGCUAUGCUUAUGGCUAUGCCGUUCAUGCCCACUUUGGUUUGUUGAAGCCAGUGACGCGUUGCGUUGCUAUCCAAGAUAUGCAUAGUUGGAUCAUAUGAUUUGGCUAGCUGCUGAUUUUGAUGUUCUGGUUGGAUCGUGUGAUUUUGGCAUGCACUGUGUAGUAGAGUGCCGUUGCAUCUUUUUCUUGAACGUGCUCAUGUACAAGUGCUGUUCGUCAGCGACAAUAUAUGUGCGUGUCUCACGAGUCCAUAAGAUAUAGAAUUGUUAAAUACGAACGUAAAA
Messenger RNA from Hordeum vulgare subsp. vulgare (domesticated barley), 1706 nucleotides. Its product is annotated as carbonyl reductase [NADPH] 1-like. The record is from RefSeq and is a predicted model, not a curated record. Gene Ontology annotation, molecular function: oxidoreductase activity, acting on the CH-OH group of donors, NAD or NADP as acceptor. Gene Ontology annotation, cellular component: membrane. NCBI's taxonomy places the organism in Eukaryota, Viridiplantae, Streptophyta, Magnoliopsida, Poales, Poaceae. The coding region runs from base 19 to 987 and encodes 322 amino acids. The transcript has 4 exons.